CAGCGGGGCGGGGCGGCCUCGCCGCUCCUCCCGCGGAGCAGGCGCAGAGCGCGGCGGGCAAGAUGGCGGCUGUGGCGGCGCGGCUGUGGCGGCGCGGGGUGCGCGGCCGCUGCGUGUUCGGCGCCGGGCGGUUUUUCAGCCGCGGGCCAAAUGUGCUGCACCAAGACAGCAGUGCACCACAAGCUGCAUUCUUCUCACCUCUUCAAAAAGUGAUGUUGCCACCAAAUACCUUCCAAGGGAAAGUGGCCUUUAUAACUGGUGGAGGUACUGGGCUUGGCAAAGGGAUGACAACAGCUUUGUCCAGUUUAGGUGCCAAGUGUGUUAUAGCAAGCCGGAAGCUGGAUGUUUUGAAAGGAACAGCAGACGAAAUUUCUUCUAAAACAGGGAAUAAGGUUCAUGCCAUCCAGUGUGACGUGAGAGAUCCUGUUUCAGUUAAGAAUGCUGUUGCUGAAACAAUCCAAGUGGCAGGACAUCCUGAUGUUGUGAUAAACAAUGCAGCUGGAAACUUUAUUUCCCCUUCUGAACGACUUUCUGCUAAUGCCUGGAAAACAAUAACUGAUAUUGUACUUAAUGGUACUGCUUUUGUAACUCUGGAAAUUGGAAAGGAGCUCAUUAAAGUACAAAAAGGAGCAGCAUUCCUGGCUAUUACAACAAUUUAUGCAGAGAGUGGUUCAGGAUUUGUGUUGCCGAGUGCCUCUGCCAAAGCUGGUGUAGAAGCAAUGAGCAAGUCUCUUGCGGCUGAAUGGGGUAGAUAUGGCAUGAGAUUCAAUGUGAUUCAACCAGGUCCAAUAAAAACAAAGGGUGCUUUUAGCCGCCUUGACCCAACAGGCGCAUUUGAGAAGAAGAUAAUUGAGAGGAUUCCCUGUGGUCGUCUGGGAACUAUAGAAGAAAUUGCAAAUCUUGCUGCAUAUUUCUGCAGUGACUAUGCAAGCUGGGUUAAUGGAGCAGUUAUCAGAAUGGAUGGUGGAGAAUAUGUUUCUAUGGCAGGAGAAUUCAAUGAUUUGAAGAGGGUUACCAAAGAGCAGUGGGAUAUGAUGGAAGCAAUGAUUAGAAAAACAAAAGGCUCCUAAAGUACAUAACUUUAUGGUGGAGAUUCUUGGAAAUGAACCACUAUUUUUUCAUGAAAAUGAAUAUUUAGAAAUAACCAAUUGAGAAAUAGCCUUCAAAAUCUUUUUUUAUGCUAAUUUCAAUAAAAUAUUUUAAAAUUGUUGUAUUUUGAA
Molecule: messenger RNA, 1220 nt
Organism: Passer domesticus (house sparrow)
Lineage: Eukaryota; Metazoa; Chordata; Aves; Passeriformes; Passeridae
Gene: DECR1
Product: 2,4-dienoyl-CoA reductase 1
Exons: 10
Coding region: 63-1070 (335 amino acids)
Biological process (GO): fatty acid beta-oxidation
Cellular component (GO): mitochondrion
Molecular function (GO): 2,4-dienoyl-CoA reductase (NADPH) activity
Source: RefSeq, a predicted model, not a curated record